UGUCUUCACUUCUCUUUGGGGGAAUGCCCUAAACAAUUAUUAACUGGACUGAAAGACUUCACUCUGUUUUGUCUCUGUGAUUUCAUUGCUGACACCAUGUGUGGGAGAUAUCUUGGAUUUGUUCUCCUGGUUUGGAUUCCACAAGUGCUGAAUGCACUAAGUGCAGUUCAGUCCUGUGCUGUUCCCAUUCUGAAUGGAGGUUAUUUCGUCCGUGAACUCUCAGAUAACCCUACUGAAACAAAGCUCACUUACGCCUGUGAUAACGGACGUAAACCAGCAGUGGAGGGCUGGUGGGCGACAAGCAUAUGUCAAAAUGACAAAUGGUCUCCUGCACUACAAUGCAUAGAGGAAAAAGCCUGUGUGCCACUGACCAUCCCAAAUGGAAACUACGAUGCAAGCACAGAUGGUUGGUAUCAGGAUACAGACAAAAUCAGGGUAAGAUGUGACAAAGGAUAUGAACACAAAAACAAUAAGGCCACAGCGCAGUGUAUAAACGGAACAUGGUCCUCUGUGCCAAUCUGUGAAAGGAGUGCCGACUCAUGUGGUGAUCCCCCUAAAAUCCCCCAUGCAGUCAUCAUUGGUAAUGGAUACCAGGAGGUGUCUGCUGAAAGCUCACAACUGCAGUAUAAGUGUGAAGAUGGAUAUGCUGCAGAGGGAGCAGUCUCCAAAACAAUCUCUUGCAUCUCAGGAAACUGGACUGAAGGCCCAACAUGCAGUGGGGGACACACUACUGUGAGGAAACCUGUCUCCGAAGGUGGGGGACACACUACUGUGAGGAAACCUGUCUCCGAAGUCGAGACCUGUGGAACUCCCCCCCUGGUUGCUAAUGGUGACGUUGUGAACAACAAUAAAAGGUAUUUGCAGUACCAAUGCGCUGCUCAAUACCAACUAGUGGGUCCGAAGAUGGUGGGAUGUUACAGCGAUGGCACGUGGUCCGAAGCACCCACCUGCAAAGCCACCUACUGUUCUGUGGACACUGAUGAACUUUCUCACAUAAAAUCUGUUGGAGUCAGAACUAUAAAUGAUGGUGAAGAAGAGAAUUUGGAAUGUUCCAGUUCUGUUUUCUAUUUUUCUGAAGCCCAGUGCACUCGUGGGAAAGUUACGUUUUCUGAAUGUGUGGGGAACACUAUGACGAAACCUGUCUCCCGAGUCGAGAUCUGUGGAACUCCCCCCGUGGUUGCUGACGGUGACGUUGUGAAAAAAACUGGAAUGAGUUUGCGGUACCAAUGCGCUGCUCAAUACGAACUAGUGGGUCCGAAGAUGGUGGGAUGUUACAGCGAUGGCACGUGGUCCAAAGCACCCACCUGCAAAGCCACCUACUGUUCUGUGGACACUUAUGAACUUGAUCACGUAAAAUCUGUUGGAGUCAGACUUAUAAAUGAUGGUGAAGAAGAGAAUUUUGAAUGUUCCAGACAUGGCAGGUUUUUUGAUCAUUUUUCUGAAGCCCAGUGCACUCGUGGGAAAGUUACGUUUUCUGAAUGUUGCAAUUGGGCUAAAUUACAUACGGUUUUCUGCAAAGAUCUAUUGCUAGUUGGAAUGUAAUGCUGCCGUUGGAUUGGCUCUCUACACACUGAGACAUCCUGGAAACUUUUGAGGGUUAAGAUUGUGAGACACUUUGUGUUUUCUAGAAUACGCCUCACUACUCAUCGUGUGUAUUUCAUUUAGAGGUCUCAAUAAAGUAUAAAACUCUUAGAAGCCUUUUAAA
Messenger RNA from Gymnodraco acuticeps, 1705 nucleotides. RefSeq names its product complement factor H-like. Lineage: Eukaryota; Metazoa; Chordata; Actinopteri; Perciformes; Bathydraconidae. Bases 97 to 1542 code for a protein of 481 amino acids. The transcript is spliced from 13 exons. The record is from RefSeq and is a predicted model, not a curated record.